UGCCGUACGAUAUGGCUACCAGCUGAUUGUUGGCCUGUUCGGGAAGAGGUCUGCUCCAGUGCUCUAGUUACUGUGCUGUUUCAGGAAGUGUUUUAUGGCGUUGGAGCCUAGCCUUGGAUUUGUCUAUUCAUUGUAUUAACUUUAGCGGAAGAAACGAUACAGGCAGCUAUAUUUAGCUUGUUAGGGAACUGGACUUCCAACGAAAUGAGAGGCGACGCUGCUUUCAGCUCCAAUUCUUUUUCUUUUUAAAUCCCCGCUCCAGGUAUCGCUGACAUGGACCGCCUAUCUCAGGGCCAGUCGAAGGAUGAUGCGCUUCCCCAGUCGCCGUCUACCUGCAGCCUCCCCACGGCUUUUGAUCUGUCGCGGAGACGUCGCCACAGCCCGGGGAGUCCCGCCCCCGUGGGCGGCCUGCCCCUGGCUCGGGCGCCCAGGUGGCGCGACCCCUCCAGCAGAGGGGUGGAGCCCCCGGGGAGCAGCUCCCCGUCCUAUCGCCAUUCCCUGACGGCUCAGCAGGUGCAGCCGGAUAAUGCCUUCUCCAACACCACCGUCACGCUGUCCUACAUCAACAGGUCUCACCUUCACUCGGCGCAGGACCAGAUCGCUCCCGGGGUCCGGUCCGUUCCGCCUCGAGCCGGCGUCCUCUCGCAGCACCCCCCGCCCGAUUCCAAGGGGCACAGGCCCGUGAGUUCGGCUGGCAGGGACGGCGGAGGGUAUCGGGGGCAGGCCGCCAACCGACAGGCAGGCGAACUGGCACCGCGGUCUGAACACCUCAGGGCGUUUUCGGAGGCCCCGCCCGUGGAGCGGGAGAAGGGCGGGCCGGGGGGAGUCGCUCGCUUCGCGCAGCACGCUCCGGGCUUCAACGGUAAACACGAACUCCUGGCGCCCGGCGGAGCCUCCGGCCUCCAGCGUCGUCACGGCGACAGCGUCGCGGAAGGCGGGAACAGGUUCUCCCAGCACAGGGAAGGAGAUCAGAGGAGAGGGGUGCCGAACGGCGUCAAAGGGGGCUUCUGGGAUCUGGAGUCCUGCUUGGGGAAAUACUCAAACUUCCGACCCCGGGUGGAGCAGAGGCAGGGCGCAGGGGAAGCUUCUGACCGGGCCAGGAGAGCCUCCAGGAAACUCUACACCUCUUUAAACGAGGACUUCAUGAGCCCUUCGGACGAACGGUUCUUCCCCGCUGAGAGCUCGGGAGACGAAAUGGAGGACCUGGGCGCUCUUCCGCAGGCGCGGAACUCCCCCAGCUCCGACAGCCCCGGUCCGGAGGAGGACGCGGCCGACGUGGCCGGGGUGAGGUCGGCGGAAGGGGAGGGCUGUAGGUUCACGGUGCAGUUCGUGGAGGUGAGCAGCUCCCCGGAGGACAGCAGCAGCGACGAUAGCGAUGUCAUAGAAGUUCCCGUUACCAACAGCGCAGCGUCGCCGUCGGCGGGGCUGCCACAGCCGCUGGGGAAACCGCCAGCGCCGCCAGAGCGCCUGUCCGAGAGGAAGCGGCCGACUCGCGCCGUCGCGAAGACGGAGCGGACGGCGCCCGAGGAGCGCCUGAACGGGAACACGCUGGGGGACGGGCGCGAAGUCGGGCGGAGUAAACCGCCUCCCCACGCCAUCCUGGCGGCCCUGAGGCGGGAGGUGGUGGUGAACCUCACCCCGCUCGGGCCCAAAGCGUUCGGUCACGCCCGGCCCGCGGAGCAGCGCGCCCAGCCCGAAAACCUGAGCGGCGAGCGGCGCGCGGUUCUGCCCGGAGGGGCUUCGGACGGCGAUUCGGCGUGCGAUUCUGAGGCGGAGAUGGAGGCGGCCCACCUGGCCGCGGCGGGUCUGCAAGAUGGCGGCGGCCGUGACCCCCGCCCCGGCAGGCAGAAGGGCCGGCGGUCUACCUCGGGGUCCGAGGACGGGAGCUUCGCGAAAUCUCGCGACUGCAGCACGUCGUCCCCCGGCCCGUCCACCCCGAACGGGAUGGGGAUGGAGACGGAGACGGAGGCGGGGCAGCCGGGCGGCCCCCUGCCCCAGAGCUGCCCUCAGAAAGCGGCGGCGAAAGCCCCCAAAAGGACGAGGAAGCAGCAGAAGAGUCGCGCCAAGCGGUCGAAGACGAGCAGCAAGCCGAAGAAGAAGCGCAAGCGGGCCGGCCAGCCCUCCUCCGCGUUCUGCCCGCAGGAGCCAGAAAUCAAGCUCAAGUACGCCACCUACAGGGAGGAGAAGAGAGACGGCAGAGCCGCCGCCUUCGCGCCGUACGUGCACCUGGAGAAGAAGGAGUUCUCCAGGUGCACCGUCGUCAACUACCUGGAGGAGGAGACGGGCGGGCCGAAGAAGGGCCGCUCGAGGCCGGCGGGCCCGGGGCUGCUGGCGCCCGGCGCGGUCCCCGCCACCUCGUGCCUGGAGCUGGGCCGGCUGGACGCGGAGGGCCGGCGGCGGGCCGACCAGACGUGCUGCCUCUGCGGCGGCUCGGCCAACGCCGUGGAUCUGGGGGACCUCCACGGGCCGUACCGUCCCCGCAAGGGCCGGGGCCCGGGGCCCGGGGCGCCCGCCCAGCCGCGGGGCCCCAAGGACGAGGAGGAGGAGGCGGCCUGCAGCGACUCGGACACCUCCUCCUACGACGGGCGUCGGGGGGAACGCGGCGGCGUCCGGGUGGAGGAGGAGGAGGAGGAGGACGGGGGGGCGGGCGCCCAGCCCCGCAGGCCGUCCCCCGGGCCGAGGCGGGACGCAGCUUUAGCGGCUCAGUGCCGCUGGUUCUGCGACGAGGACAGCCUGCAGGGCCCCGCGGCCCAAACGCCCUGUCCCGCGCCGGACCGCGGCGACCGGCGCAGCGCCCCCGCCGAAGCGCUGCACUCCGGGGAGUUCUGGCUGCACGAGGACUGCGGCGUGUGGUCCACCGGCGUCUUCCUCGUGAGAGGGAGGCUGUACGGCCUGGAAGAGGCUGUCAGGCUCUCGCAAGGAACGGUCUGUUCCACGUGCCAUGCAGCGGGGGCCACGCUGGGCUGCUUUUUCAAAGGCUGUCCCAAUAAGUACCACUACAGGUGUGCUCUGCUGUCAGACUGCGUGCUCAACGAGGAGAACUUCACCAUGAAAUGCACAAAGCACAAGAAUAAAUGCUUGAAAGGUGUGAGCAGAGCAGAGAACAGGUGACGGAAGACGACGGCCAGCCCCGUGCCAGGUUUGCUAUUGGGCAGGUCCUGUGUGCUUUCUGGGGCGAGGCGUGUGUACGUCAGCUGAUAUGGAGUUCAUGUCUGCAGCCCGUGAUCCUGUCCCGUCACUCGCUGCGGUGGCCAUGACGACGACGGGGGGGGGGGAAGAACGUCAGUGGAGCUCCGCGCGGGGGCUCCCCGUCCAGCGCCAGCCCGAUUCCGUUCCACCUUUGAGUUCCGCUGCGUGCCCGGCGUUCUGCUCGGCGGGCACCAUCUGCUCAGAGCUGCCUUCGGUCUCCAGCAGGCAGCCUGCCCCAGUCACGCCCAGAUCCAGUGUACCCACAGUGCACCUCACUGGAGACGCCAGGCCUUAAGACGAUGAGAUAUUUAGAGAGAGGCUCCCCGUAAGAAGGGAACGGCUACUUGUGUCGUUUUUGGGGUCAUGAAUCCAAAUUUACGGUGUUUGGCCGUGCCCCAUGGCGACAGAUUUCAGUGGGCGUUUUUAAAGAUGUCAGCGGACUCUAUGACACUAUGAAUUUAACGACACUGCUUUGGCAAAACCUCCCAGUGACAAGGUUAGAAGCCCAAUGAUUACAAAUGUUUUGGUCAGUCAACAGUUUUUUAUUUUUGUUUUUAAUUCUAAUUGUGUAUAAUUAGCUGGGUCUGGAACAGGGUUUUGCAUAUUUAAGUUUUUGUAUUAAUUUAUAUAAAUAUGUCAAAAAUUGAUAAAUUAUUAUUUAAGGCAUAUUUUGAUGUAUGUUCCAGAUAUUUUGCCUGCAUUUUAGGAGGGGGAGGGGGCAAAAGAAUGCUCAACGCACUUGACCAAUUGGAGUCAAUCUCAGGCCCUCUUGUUCCAAAUGUGAUUAUAUUUAUAAUUUAUACACUAUUUUCUUCAGGAAAAAAAAAAAUUGAAUAAGCAAAACCCAAGCAUAACUGAACGAUUAUGAGCGAGGUCUUUGGUGUGUGGCUGUGCGCUCAGGUUAAGCAGAAGGUUCAGUCAAAAGACGAGAUGCAUUUGAAUGUACCUGAUUCGCUGGCUGUCCGUGCCGGUGUGAAAUAUCUGACUCCGAGUCUGCUUUUGGCUUCGUUAGUUUCUGUAUUACGCUUGUUGUCAUGAACUAGUGACAAGCAACCGGAGACCACGAUGAGUUUUGCUUUUUGUUUUGUGUUUUCUAGUGUGGCCGUUGGCAUCUGCAGUGUUUCCCUGGUUUCUGUCCUGUACCGGCAUGGGGCAGAUUUUGCCAGUCCCUUAACAAGCCUUACUUCUUGAAGGUGUUCUCUCUGCCAUCUUUUUGUUAAAGCGUUCUUUUUUUAUUUUUUUUUAUGUGCCCCGUGUAUUUUACCUAGUGACCACAUGUAAAGAAAAUCUCCUUUUCAAAGACAGACCAGGUUAGUAGGCCUAAUGUGAGCAUUUGUCCCUUUACAGAUCGAAAUGUAAGAAAUACUUUCAUCUGUUCCAAAGCUGUGUAUAAUGCUUAUAAAGUCCUAAAUUAAAUUAUUCUUUUCAGAAUCUUCCAAUACCAAGCAGUGUAGGUGAUUUAAAAAAUAAUAAUAAUAAUAUCCUGACCUUUAACCUGGUAUGUAUACUUGGUCUGUUUGAGCAAAUUGUGUGUGGGUUUUUUUUUUUAAAUUUAUUUUUUAUUUUUUAUUAUUAUGAUUUAUUCCAGGCAGUGCUGGGGUGGAUUGGAUUGGGUGAUUGUAAGUUUGGGGGUAAAUAUCUGAUUAGUUUUACCCUGUAUUUCAGGGCUACUGGAGUUCUGCUUUUCCCCACAAAGUGUGCUUGAAUUAUUGUGUUCAUUAAACUGGCUCAGCUUUCCUUCCAAACUCGUGAGUGUGUCAGUGGAGAAAGAGGCGCUGCCAACGUCGCUGUAUGUAGUUAUUCUCCAGUGUGUGUGUGUGAGUGUGUGUGUGUGUGUGUCUUGUACCAUUUUUGAGUGGGGAAUCCCACCCAUGAAGUUGGUGACGUUGUGUAAAGGGUCCAAACCAUCAUUCACGAAAAGAAUUUCCUCAGGCGUGUACCAAAGAGGCCACAGAACAGAAGGUCUGGGGGGGGGGGGGGGGCUUUUGUUUGUUUUUUAUAAGAGUCCAGGUGGGGAGGUAUUUGUCUCUAUGUAUUUAAUCUGUGAUUCUGUGAUGGGAAACACUUCAACAACAGGGCAGGUAAGAAGACGAUAAUGUCUCACAAAAUAUCUGGCUUUCCCCCCCCAUUGUUGGCAUCAUUUUAGCAAAUUCUCAGGAUGUUCUAGUUCUUCUUUUGCGUGGGCGGUGAACAUUAAUAUGGGGGGGGGGUGAGUCUGUGCUCUGCUUCUGCUCACCGUAACUGAGGUGAUGUCUGAGGCCCUGGAGUAAAGCCAGGUCAUGAACAGGUCAAAGAAAGGUAGAGGAGAGGGGAAAAAAAAAAAAAAAAAACUUAAAUGUGUGUGUGUUUGCAUGCAUUUUUUUUUAGUGUGCCUCAUUGUAAAGUCAUUUCUCUUAUUAUAAAUGAGGUUCAUGAAAUUCUUUUUAACUAGACCUCUGAGGAAGUGCGUGUGCUGAACAUCGCUGAACCCCACUGUAAGUCAAAACUCUGAGUGUGGGGUUGACCAAAAAAAAAAUAUCAGAAGACCUGAAAAUAUGAAAUUCAGUUUCUUGCUGGACAUUAAUUUAUCAUCAUUUAUUAUCAUACAAUUUAUUUCCAAAUUAGAUUUUAUUUAGUGUGUACUUGAUUGACUUUUAAAAUGGAUUAAUCUCAGGGAGACUCAAUAUUUUUGUUUGUAUUCUUUGGACUGAUCUCCCAGUCCUCCUCUCGCUCUCUCUCUGGUGAGCUGCUCCUUGAGCAGAGAUGCACAGCAUUCAGUGACACCAUGUUAACCCUUUGAAGAGUAGGUUUUUUUGGAAUGUUCCUUAAAAAAAAUUCCACGUCAGUGUUUUUGAACUCCAUCCGUUUCAAAUACCAGCAUUGAUUGUGACAUCAGAAUUAGAAUGUUCAGUUCAGAAUGUUCCAAUCACAGUUGAAGUGUUAAAGCAUUUCACCGCACAAUUACGUACAUGCCUGGACAAUUUUACAUUGAAAUUAAGAUUGAAUUUGUUUGAGUUGAAAUUCAUUGUUUUAUUAUUUUUAACAAUCUGUAGAAAUCCCCAAGACCUUCAGAGACGCAGUUUAACCAUUCUUUUCAUGAUAAGUUAACUGAGGGCUGCUUGAAUGUAUUCAUUUGUAAUUUAAUAUCUUUUUUAUUUUUAUUUUAUUCAGUCUAACCACACUUGAAGUAGGAACAUUUUGUACUGCUCAGUCUUUUCAACGUGAAUGGUGUUUAAACAGAAAUGCUACCCAGUCCAAGCUCUGUGAAAUGGAUGAGAUUAUACACAGUGCAGAGAUGGACAUGUGUUUAUAUAAUUGGGAAGCCUCCCGCUUAUUUGUCCUUUUAUAAUCCGUUCUAUCGAAAGGGACGUUCAAUGUGACUGAGCUCCGCAGGGACAGAUGUCAUCAGACUCACUUGGCAGUGGGUACUGUGUUAUUAUGUAAGUGGCAGUAUUAUUAUUACUAUUUUUUCUUUGUAGGAAUUCAGUAACCAGCAAAGGGCUUUUCAGAAGAGGAGUAGAGACUGACUGUCACUGUGUGCUCUCAGUUGUGGGGAGAUAUUCGUUUGAGGUAUGGCUGGUUUCGUGGCUAUCCAUUGGUCCAAAGUGCUUCUCCCGUUGCACGUGAUUGGCCCAAGUCCUAUUUGAGCACUUCUGUUUGGAAGGUGUACUGCAGCUCGAUUGGAGGUUUUUACCAAGACAAUUAUCAAAGUGGCAAACAAGAAGUAUAUUUACCAUGUCCUAUUGCUGGUGGGGGGGGGGGAGACGCAUACGUACACGUGUACACUCGCAUUGAUAGACCCAGCCUCUGACCUUCUGUUUUUUUUCUUUUGUUUUUUUUUUUGCUUUACAUCCCAAUUCUGAACUGCAAAAGAAUAGUGUGUGUGUGUGUGUGUGUGUCUCAGUGUAUGUGGAGUUUCAUUCAGCACAGUAGAGCAUUUAGCUGUAGUCUUGGACACCAGAGUUUUGGGGUGAAUAUUCUGGGAAAUUCUAUAAAUGUACGGUUGCUAGAAACAAGGGAGAUCGUUUGUUGAUAUUGUGAAUGCACAAGUGAAACUGCUUCAAAAAUGUUUUCCUGCCCUUUUUGUACACAAGCUCUUGUUAAAUAAAGUGAUUGCUGCAUUCUU
This is a messenger RNA of Anguilla rostrata (American eel), 7294 nucleotides long. RefSeq names its product retinoic acid-induced protein 1-like. Lineage: Eukaryota; Metazoa; Chordata; Actinopteri; Anguilliformes; Anguillidae. The record is from RefSeq and is a predicted model, not a curated record. The transcript has 7 exons. Gene Ontology annotation, biological process: regulation of transcription by RNA polymerase II. Bases 274 to 3111 code for a protein of 945 amino acids. Gene Ontology annotation, cellular component: nucleus.